This is a messenger RNA of Symbiodinium sp. CCMP2456, 867 nucleotides long. NCBI's taxonomy places the organism in Eukaryota, Dinophyceae, Suessiales, Symbiodiniaceae. The record is from the annotation of a GenBank genome assembly.
AUGGCAGCUCCGGGGGAGAGCGAAGUCUUUCUUUCCAGAGAGCUCCACGCCGUGACCACAGACUCAGCAUCCAGGAGCCGUGUGUCGAUUCGAUUGGCCGCUUUGGGCUGCAUCGGCGCCCUCGCCUGCUCUCUGGCCGUGCUCGGCCACUUCAGAAGCUCGCUUCCACGGGCCGGACUUCUACUUCGCGGAACCGGCCUUAUGCGAGGUUACGAGGACGACUGCUUCAAAUUUGGCAUGUACUAUGCGGGACCUGCCAGGCUGCCAUCACUGCCACGAACAGUGCAGCCAGAUGCGCAGGCAUGCCAGGCCGAAUGUAUGAUGCAGAUGGGUUGUCAGUAUUUUACCUUCUGGCCGGAUGGCGGCUGCCUGCUUACCGGCUGGGGUGCAACAUUGAAGGCGACUCCAACCCGCUUCGCUCAGACCGUCACGGGGCCAAAGGAAUGCCCCCUGACGCGUCCCACCGCUGUAGAUGAAGGCCCGGUGCUGGAAGAGUGGGACCCAAGUGUGGACGGCGCGCCUGCACCACCGACGCUGCCGCGCGAUCCAGAGUUCCAGAUCGUGGUAGCUGGGCAGCUGCCUGGGGUCAACGGAACGCACUGCGGCGCAUAUCUGGCCUGCAGAGCUGCGAAGCUGAGCGGUGACUGCUGUCCCAAUGCCGAAGGGGUUCUGCUGGACUGCUGCGGGACAAGCGUGACCAGCAGUACCUUCCCGUAUGGGAACCGGAUGCCUCCACGUUCGGAUUUUGCUGCCCUUGGAGGAGUCAGGAUUGGAAUACCUCUUUUGGACCCGCGGGUGGACGGUGCCAAGGAAGCGGCAAGUUUUGCCAAGCGGCUUGCUUGCUGUGGCGGCCCGGACAACCGGUGA